This is a messenger RNA of Penicillium canariense, 906 nucleotides long. Its product is annotated as putative esterase/lipase. The transcript has a single exon. Gene Ontology annotation, molecular function: hydrolase activity. NCBI's taxonomy places the organism in Eukaryota, Fungi, Ascomycota, Eurotiomycetes, Eurotiales, Aspergillaceae. The coding region runs from base 1 to 906 and encodes 301 amino acids. The record is from RefSeq and is a predicted model, not a curated record.
AUGCCGUCCAUCACGUCCUUCUUGAGGUACUGCUACCUCAAGACCCUAGCCGUGCUCCUGCGAUCCGUGGUGUCGGUGUCGCUGUCGCUUGCUGCCCGCCCUGUAGAGCGGCCAGAUGAAGUGCGUCACAUUGCAUCGCGCGAUCCGUGGAGGUCAAUCAAGGUUCAUGUGUACCGCUCAGCCCACUCCACAACGGGGCCAACUCCAGUGCUGGUUAACUUCAACGGCAGCGGAUUCCUGCUGUCGAUGCAUGGCAGCGACGAUGAGUUUUGCCAGCUUGUCAGCCAGAAGACCCCGUACACGGUCUUGGAUGUGCGGUAUCGCCUGGCACCCGAGAACCCGUUCCCGGCGGCAUUGAAUGAUGUCGAGGAUGCCAUUCGCUACGUCCUGAGUCGCACUGAGGAGUUCGACACCAGCAGAGUUUCUAUCUCCGGAUUCAGUGCAGGUGGGAACCUUGCCCUGGCCGCGUCAGCGACACUCUUUCCUCCUCAUACCUUCCGCUCUCUAAUUGCGUUCUACCCCGUGCUGGACCUGGCCUCGGACGCAGCCGCGAAGGUAGCUCCAGACCCCAAGGGGCGGGUCAUUCCAAUCUCGAUCGCGCGACUGUUCAAUCGCUGCUACGUGCCUCCCGGCGUGGACAAACGGGACCCCCGGAUCUCUCCCAAGUACGCCGACUUGGACCGGUUCCCGCACUGUUUGUUGAUGAUCACCGCUGCGGGCGACUCGCUGGCCCCCGAGGGAGAACAACUAGCGGAGCAGCUCCAGCAACUGCCGGGACGGCAUGUGGUCAGCGAGCGCAUGGCGGGUUGCGACCACGCGUGGGACAAGCGCACGCGGGCUGAAACCCCGCAGCGCCGGCCCCGGGACCAAGCAUAUGCACUGGCUCUGGACAUGUUGCAGGCUUAA